UCCGGGUCAACCCAUUGACGUUAUAUGGGGCGUGCGAAUAAAACGCAAUCUGGUCUCGACAUUGCGUCCAGCGUGAGGGCCGCACGACCGCUGGCGUCCAAGUUGAGCCACGACCGGCUCAACUGGCUUUGACCCGCCGCUGGUUCACUUUCCCAUCGUCCGUGUGCAUUCGACGAUGGCGUCGCUGCCCCCGCAAGAUGAAGAGCGGUUCAAGGACAUUGCAAAGCAAGCCACGGCCGACCUCAUUCGCAAUGCGUUGCGCCUGCCGCAGCUCAAACUGUUGUCCCGCAUCCAGCACAAAACGACCGCCCGCCAGGCGCUGGUUUACGGUGGCCAAGACAUUGUAAACCCGGCGUUGCCCCUCGUAGGCGCCCAUACCUUUAUUCGAUCGACAUUAUCCGACGUCGCCGACUUGUUUCAGCUCGACACGCCCGCGAAACAGGAUGCAUUCCACGCGACCGUAGGCUCCCGCAUUGCAUCCAAGCGAAAGCUCUUUUCCCUGUCGCAGCCGCACGCGACGAACCAUGCCCAGUGCGACAUUUCGUGGUUUGCGUACAACUCGCCCGUCCCCGGCAUGUCGAAGCGAGACUUUUGCGUGCUCGAAUCCCACAACGAGAUUGAAAUCGUCGACCACUCCAACAUCGCUCGUCGUGGAUGGGUGCGGUGCAUCCACUCGAUCGACGACAUUGCAACGUAUCCCUCCGUGCCCAACAUGGUGCGGGCGUCCAUCGCCCGAUCCGGCCUCGUUUGCAUCGAAACCGACACACCCGGGCUCUUGGACGUGUACUACGUGCUCGUGCCGGUGCUCACAGGUGCCGGGUGGAAUAUCGCGACGAAGCGAAUGGCAAAACGCCAAGUUGAAAAGAUAUUGCGCCUUGAGCAGUUUCUGGCGUACCAGCAUUUGGACAUGGACUGCGUUCGAGUGAUCUCGCCGUCGUCUAAACGCCAGAACGCAAAACUGUGCACCCGCUGCUCGAAAACCUUGCACUUGUUUCGACCAAAGCGCCAGUGCCACCGGUGUUUCGAAGCCAUGUGUCCCACAUGCGGUUGCGAGUGGCCGCUUCGAGGAAAAAAAUUGUUUGUGUGCCAUGAUUGCUUCCAUCCUGGCAUGCAUGACCCGUCGUCAGGUGACUGAUCCAACUACUACGUACGUUGGCAUGGUUGAACGUUGUGAUGAUGAAUAGAUACCCUCCGCGGGCGGCAAAUGACAAUUUCAAUUACCAAAGCCAAGGUGGAAGGCCUCUUGGAAGCAGUGGCAACCCCCGAUAUCCUUCGCGACGAACUCGAGCAUGACGUCGAAUCAGAGCGCUACACAAGCGACACGAGUGGAGCCGACUUGGACGACGAAGUGAACAUUGUCGAAGAUACCAAGUUGCUCCAGUUGCUGUGCGACCAGGAUGCGCUGUAUCGGCUUUGCCAGCAGUACAAAUUGGACUGCUGAGCAGACGAGACCCCAUGAAGAGGACUUUUUCCAUCGGAAGACCGAGUCCUCCUGUACCAAAUGAAUCAAUAUCAUGCCACUCUUUAUUCAAGCGAUCCCAUGCACGGGUGUCAUGCAAGAUGAAGUUUGCCCAAAACAUUCGCCGCUCGCAGCACUGUUUCGCCACACUUGUUCCAGAGGGAGGAGGCGAAGACGGUUGUGCUUGUGAAGGCUACAGUCGUGAUGGAAUUUCGAG
Molecule: messenger RNA, 1676 nt
Organism: Aphanomyces invadans
Lineage: Eukaryota; Oomycota; Saprolegniomycetes; Saprolegniales; Verrucalvaceae
Exons: 5
Coding region: 176-1135 (319 amino acids)
Source: RefSeq, a predicted model, not a curated record